Molecule: messenger RNA, 957 nt
Organism: Daldinia decipiens
Lineage: Eukaryota; Fungi; Ascomycota; Sordariomycetes; Xylariales; Hypoxylaceae
Exons: 1
Coding region: 1-957 (318 amino acids)
Molecular function (GO): protein binding
Source: RefSeq, a predicted model, not a curated record
AUGUUUGAACUCGUAUUCUCCAUGCUCAACAUGGGGCUGGCACCAGCACCGGCACCGGCACCGGCUUCGGACAGGGUCUUCGCCGUGCCCGAACUCCUCGAAAACAUCCUUUCGCGGGUCAACAAGACUGAUCUUCUUGUUAACAUGCAACGGGUAUCGAAACACUGGAAAGCCGUCAUCGAGGCAUCGCCUGAAUUCCAGAAGGCCUUGUUCUUUCGCGCAAGCUCUAGAUCCAUGGACCCAUACAAGAGAUACCUCAAGAAUCUCAAGUUGGCGUCCGUCGCCAAACCGUUCUUCAGCGUGGCGCUUUGGCAACGUAACGAAUCUGAGGACAAACCGUUCAGUCAUGUCUGGAUGAGGGACAUCGUCUGGUGGUUCGACUCUGAUAUCCGACAAAAAUGGCUGUUUGAAAACGCUUCUUGGCGUAGAAUGUAUGUGUCUCAGCCACCGAUCAAGAGACUUCAUUGGCAGAUCGAAAGAGAUGACCAGGAGAAUCACGGACUCUCCUUGCCUGGAACCAUAGCAGAGUUUGAAUUCCCAGGAGGAUUGCGGAUGGGUGACUACUAUGACCUCGUCCUUGGCACUAGAGGCACCCACGAAGUCGUAUGGCCGGGCUCGUCUGGGCCGGCCCACCGCGAUACCGAGUCGGAUGCUGAGGUUCGGUGGAUAGACCAAGAGCACCGGAGAGCGCGCGAGCAACAUGCGAUCAUGGUCAAACAGCAUAUAUCUCCAGACGAGGAACACCCGAAACCCAGCCGGGAUGACUAUUGGAAUCCCAAAGACCUUCAGAGAUACCAACAAAAUGUUCGUCUGGUAAAGGGGCUGGAUGUCAAGGUGACGGAUGGGACUGUGGCUUGGAGCUAUACAUGGCUGGGAAACGACAGCGCCUCAGGUAUGAGGAUGUUCCUUCGUGCGGCGCAAGAAUGGAUCCCCGAAGCCGACGACUACUAUUAUUAG